CCACGAGAGGCGCUGGCUCCGAUCAUUUUGUUUUUGAUCAUGCUGCUCUUAUCAACUUUUCUACAAGUCAAUAAACAAUUCCACAUAAACACCAGCUGUGAGCGGCAAAUGCGAAAACUGGAAAAGUAAAGUAAUUAGCAAUAAGCAAUUUGCAAUCAAUUCUGAGAAUAUUUAAUAGUUUAUGAAAUUAAUAUUGGAGCUGUUGCUAUGGAACUGUGAUAGUUGUCAAAUAUUUUCUCGAUGUGUGAUCACGAAGAUUUUUUAUCCACCAAACUUGGGUAAUGAGUAUGCGAGAAGUCUUUUAUAAUGGCUGGUUCACCUGUUUUCAAAUUCAAACCAAGUUCGUGCAAAAAACAGAGGCUUCAUCGCAAAUUAUCAUUACAAAACGUCAGCGAAAAUCAAUCGAAACAUCUACCUCAGUUUCCUGUAACAGAUCCUAAACCUGACUCGUCUGACCAACGUCUUGAAACCAAAACCGAAACCAGUAGUAUUCAAAAUGUCACCAAUCGAACUGAACCGAACAAGAGUAUUAGCAGUAGCUUAUCAUCAUUUGUGUUCCCAAGUAAAAAAUGCGCCAAGAGGAAACUAAACUUCGACGUUGACGCCGAUAACGACGAUGUCAGUAGUUUACGAUUUAGUGACAAGAAUUUGAGUUUGUGCGGCUUCAGAAGUAAGACCUCCAGUGUGGCAGAUCAGAGAUCACUACCAGAUAUCCGAAACGCCGUUCAGUCACCGAAUAAAAAUCGAACUCGGUUCAGUGGCAGCUACAGAUCGUCGGUGGGUUCAGUUAUCAGUUGUCGUAGAAAAUUAUUCACUGAAUUCGAACAAUCAGUAAAAAGACCAAAGCUUACCUCGCCUGUUUUAUGCCAGAAAACCAAAUCUAACAAGAAGGAGAUUAAACUUUCUUUGAAAAAGAAAUUCCCCGGCGUACCAAACAGUGAUUCGGCUCGAAGCGGGUUGCUGUUGAAUUUAGCGUUUUCAAAAUACAACCUGUCAAACAGUAAAAAAGAAGAUGUUGCCGUUGAUUUUGUAGAUAAUGCGUCUGGUUGUACUACGACUAAAAAGGAUUUCGUUCAUUAUAGUCAUAUAAAGCAAGAUGAUUCUUCGCGUUGCCGUUCGCCAGUUUUUAUGGCUAUCAAGAAAGUAAAACGAAAAUUGAAUUUAGAAGAUCAAAGUACGUUUGUUUCAAACAAAUCUAUUGGAAGUAAUACCGACGAAAUAAAUGUGAAUCAGUCCAAAGAUGAAACUUCCACAGUUGAACCGGUGCAUGAGAAACAGAAUCAAUUGGAAAGUAAAGUUCAUUCUGAAGCUUACAAUAUUUUGGAAUUUGAACGUAAAAAUGAAUCGAUACCGCCUGAUCAGAAACCGAAGAAUUCUACAUUACCAGCUGUAACUGAAAGCGUUAAAGAAAACCAAGAUUCCAAACGUCACGAACCAUCAACCAAAAUAUUCACUCCAUUUUCACCCAUCAUUUCGAAACAAACUAAUAUGGGUCACUAUUCAUCAUCGAUGGAAAAACUUAAAAUCGCUAAAUGUAAAAACAACCUUUUCAAAAAUUCAAAAAUACGAUCCACUUUGAGAGAUAAAAUUUUCGAUCUCUCUAAAAUAAAUACGAAUUCGGACGCUAAAAUUACCAAUGAAACGAUUGAUGACCAGUCACCGAUUGAAGAUGGAAAUUCUACGAAUCACAAUCAAAUUUCCAUUGCCAAUAAAUCUGGAAAUAUUCGUCGAAGCGGAGUGUCGACUAAAGAAAAUUCGUCCCGAAACGUUACUAUACAUUCAAGCGGGCCAAAUGGAACAAAAAUUUGCAAAUCGAGAAAUUCGCGACAGUCGAAGAAGUGGAUUAAUCACGAUUCCUUCCAAGAACAUAAUUCUGUUAAUCGUCAGUUCAAACUUGGUAGUGUUACUUCUUGCGAUCAGAAAUUCUUAAAAUCCCAUAUGAACAGAUUUUUAGCUGAUUGUUUAACCUUUGCUGGGCAAAGAAGUGAAUCUGAUAAUGAAGGAUUUCCUGAUAAAAUUGCAAGAAAUGCACCCGAUGAUAUUAAUAGUAAAGAGAACAUCAUUAUCGAUGAUGAGCAGAGUCCAAACAAAGAAUCAACAGAUUUCAUCAUUGAGAAUGUCAAAUCUCAAGAUCAACCCGCAAGUAAAAUGAAAAUCACGACAAAUAAGUUAGUCAUAGACAAAAAAAAUCUGAGUUGCAAACGACCAGACAAUAAAAUUGAGAAUGUUGAUCUUCGAAAUGAAGCCGCUGAAAGCAAAUGCGAUGAAAUGAGAAUAGAGUUGAAAAAGUUUGUAAUCGACGAGAAGAAUCUUAAUAAUGAAAAAAACGAUUUUGCAAUUGAAAAUGUCGAUUCUCAAGAUGAAGUGAUCAUUGAAAAUGUUGAUUCUCAAUGCGAACAAGUCAUUAUAGAACCUAUCGAAUCUCAAAGCGAGUUUGUCAAUCUUUUUGUGGAUACGAUAGAAACAGACGACGUUAAUUCACUUCUAUUGGAAUCACAAAGCUAUAGUAUGUCGGUUGCUGUGAAAGAUUGCAUUUUGAAAAAAUCUACGAAGGUUUGUAAAAGCGUCGCCACCGACAUGGAAACUCCCUCAAAGCUGGACAAAGAUUUCAUUCCACAAAUUACCAAUGUGGAUAGUCAGGAUGAUCUAUUUGAAAGUAGCGUAAAUAUGCCAGUUCCUGAGGCAGAUACCAAGAUCGAACAAGUCUCAACGGGUGCAUCCUAUUCCUGUGUCCGGUUCACUGAUGAAAUUCGAGAAAAACGUACUCCUGACAGCAAAAAUAUCGCAGAUCUAAGUGGCUUAUUGGAUACUUCAAAGAAGACGAAAAAAAAAUCUAUUCCAAAUACUUUAACGGAUCGUUUGGAUAAACUUCUGAAUCGCGAAAAUUCCGAUUACCGUAUGUGGGAAUACGAAAUGUCAAAAACGAACAUAGAAUCCAAUUCGAUUCGAAAACCUGCUGUGUUUUGUAUUGAAAGAAUGUGGAAAGAAUACUCUCAUUUAAUAUUGCUAUGCUCUUAUUUUCAUGAAGAUUCAUCUUCUAAUAUAUCGUGCGAAUUCAACGAAUUAAAAUCAUUUGCUAAAGACGUAUCGAAUUCGAUUGUGAUUAUUUUGGAACAAGAUUGUUGCCCGAAAAAUCUAUCGUACUCUAGCGUAUUCCAAGUUCAUCCGCCAUGGAAAUUGUUAAAUUUUGAAAAAUGUGCUCCAUUAUUGAUGCUAAAACCGCGUAAAAUAUCGAUCAUGCCAUCCGACGAGAAUUCAGUUUUGUAUAAAGAUCCUACCAUACCGAAUAGUUUUAUUGUUACGAGACAAAGAGAACUAUGUUCUUGCGGAGAUCUUUGUUGUGAUUGUGGCUUACCGGACAGUUACCAAUUUUUAAUUCAGCCUCUUUUAUUCCCUGAUCUCAGUUUGUUUAAUCGACAGAAUUUCUCUUAUCAUCACUUCGAUGUAGAUACUUUUAAUUCUCGACAUAUUAAUGACGUUUUUAUAAAACAUAAGUUAUUUCCCACCUCGGACCUUACGUUAGAUGUUCAAGUUCUACAUUCUCACAAGGAUGAAUCUGUUCGUGAAUUUUCGUUUUGGUAUUUUGUUUGCUUGGAUGAAGAGAAAAACGUGUGCUGUGUUCUAGCGGAUGGUAAAACGAACGAUAUUUUGCCUUAUGUGGAUAAAGGAGUUAUUCUAAAAUUUACCGGAAUUUCACCUUGGAAAUUGAUUCCAUCCAAGAAUGUGAUGAUUUUUUUGCAAUACUUGAAUUUUAUCAAUUUUCCUGACGACGUGAAAAAAGUAAUCGAUUCGCAAAAUAUUGUUGUAUUUCUGCUAUCCAAUGAACAUGGAAAUGUCGAAUGCGUGUAUUAAUUUUACCAAACAACGAGCGUAUAAUUGAAAGAAAAUUUUCUAUUACAUAUGUAGUACAUUUAUUCGAUUUCGUAUCUCAUCGUUUUUUCGUACCUUUAAUUUUAGCAUGAUUAGUAGUUUUGAAUUCUAAUAUUUUAACUCGCUUAAAUCGAUUUUUUUUUUUUUUUUUGAAAAAAAGUUUUUUUGUUUUUAAUUCCGAAUUAUGUAUAUGUGUUGAAGUUUUGAUACGUUUAUUCAUUUUAAUUAUAUUGCGUAGGUCAAUUUUUCGUUCUGUUAUUGUAAUAAUUUAUCAAUUAAUGUUAUUUUAUAUUUCGAAUGGUCACUUGGAUUAUCGAUAUAUUGUUCGAAAGAACUGAAAAUCUUGAUUUUGUGGUGUAUUAUCCUACGACUCAUUACGGUAUUAAUCCUUUGACUUAUUAAUUAUUUAUCAACUUUCAUGAUUUGUAAUCUUAUGAAUUAAGUCAUGUAAUUUGUAUUUAAGUUGAUAACCAAAGUUUUCUGAUUGUUAACGUUCUAUUUUGUAAGGUGGGAUUUUUUUUUUAAUUUUUUUGAUGUCGUUAUAAAUUUUAAUCUUUAUAAGAUGUAUCUAGAUGUACUUAUCUGAUUUCGAUUUGCAUUUAAAUGUACAAUAAGCGUUCAUUGAACUUUGCAAAUAUGAACAAUAUGGGAUUAGUGAAGAUUAGAAUGAACCAGAUGAAAGAAUAUGUGUUGGUCGGCGUCUGAUUAGAGUAGUAAACCAUAUCGAGUCAAUUUUUCUGCUGUGAUUAUUUUCUAAUUUGUAGAUUCAUAAUUUCAAUGAAAAAAUAUGAAUCUGCUGUUUUGAAAAAUUAUUCUCGCCAUUAGAAUAUAAUUUUAAUUUGAACAAUAUAUCGUUACAUUGUUGAA
Messenger RNA from Planococcus citri (citrus mealybug), 4737 nucleotides. RefSeq lists its product as uncharacterized. Lineage: Eukaryota; Metazoa; Arthropoda; Insecta; Hemiptera; Pseudococcidae. The transcript has 10 exons. The coding region runs from base 307 to 3852 and encodes 1181 amino acids. The record is from RefSeq and is a predicted model, not a curated record.